AUGGUCCUAGGACUUUGGGUGAAGCUCAGGAGGCGGGGUUCUAAGCCAUGUCCAUUCUGCAAUGUCACAGAUGGACCCAAUUUCAAGGUUGUCACGGAGGAUGAAAAGUAUACCAUGUUCGUUGAUAGGACACCGGCGGCAUCUGAACACUAUCUCGUGAUUCCCAAAGCACAUCUAGAGAGUAUACGCGACCUCAGGAAGAAUGACGUUCAUAUCGUCAAGGACCUCUGGGAAAUGGGCGAACGUUAUUUCGACACUAAGAACGUCCCAAAGGAACAGAGAAGGUUCGGAUUUCACAUUCCUCCAUUUACGUCGGUGGAUCAUCUGCACCUCCACUGCUUCGUCCUUCCAUUCAAGGAUAUGAUUCGAGAGCACAAGUAUCGGGCUACGCGGAGGAAUAACAGCGUGUACGUAAAGGGUUGGGGUUGGUUUAUUGAGGUCGAGCAAACAAUUCAUGUGCUCGAAAGAGGAGGCAGGGUCGGGUUUGCUCCUUGCUAA
Serendipita indica DSM 11827 is the source of this 498-nucleotide messenger RNA. The record is from the annotation of a GenBank genome assembly. Lineage: Eukaryota; Fungi; Basidiomycota; Agaricomycetes; Sebacinales; Serendipitaceae.